Messenger RNA from Ochotona princeps (American pika), 4983 nucleotides. RefSeq names its product RNA polymerase III subunit A (gene POLR3A). Gene Ontology annotation, biological process: DNA-templated transcription. Lineage: Eukaryota; Metazoa; Chordata; Mammalia; Lagomorpha; Ochotonidae. The record is from RefSeq and is a predicted model, not a curated record. The transcript is spliced from 31 exons. The coding region runs from base 254 to 4306 and encodes 1350 amino acids. Gene Ontology annotation, molecular function: DNA-directed RNA polymerase activity; DNA binding.
GGCGGCCGGCAGGGCGCGCGGACGCUUAGCCCGGCGUUCCGGAGCUCCCCGGGCAGCUACGGGCCGCCCUCAGGACGCCGGUUCUCUAACACGACUCCCCGCGGUGCCACCAUGGUGAAGGAACAGUUUCGGGAGACGGAUGUGGCCAAGAAAAUAAGCCACAUCUGUUUUGGCAUGAAGUCACCUGAGGAGAUGCGGCAGCAGGCACACAUCCAGGUCGUGAGCAAGAACCUAUACAGCCAGGACAACAACCAUGCCCCGCUGCUCUACGGCGUGCUGGACCACAGGAUGCAGGCUGUGCUUUCCUCCAAAGGGGACAAGUGAAAAGGACCGGCCUUGUGAAACCUGUGGGAAAAACUUGGCCGACUGCCUGGGCCAUUACGGCUACAUUGACCUGGAGUUGCCAUGUUUCCACGUCGGGUACUUCCGAGCCGUCAUAGGCAUCUUGCAGAUGAUCUGCAAAAGCUGCUGCCACAUCAUGCUGUCCCUGGAGGAGAAGAAGCAGUUCCUGGACUACCUGAAGAGGCCCGGCCUGACCUACUUGCAGAAGCGAGGGCUGAAGAAGAAGAUCUCGGAGAAGUGCCGCAAGAAGAGCACCUGCCACCACUGUGGCGCCUUCAACGGUACCGUGAAGAAAUGUGGAUUACUGAAGAUAAUCCACGAGAAAUACAAGACCAACAAGAAAGUGGUGGAUCCCGUCGUCUCCACUUUCCUGCAGUCUUUCGAGACAGCCAUUGAACACAACAAAGAAGUGGAGCCGCUCCUGAGCAGGGCACAGGAAAACUUGAACCCCUUAAUAGUUCUUAACUUAUUUAAACGAAUCCCAGCCGAAGAUGUCCCGUUGCUUCUGAUGAACCCGGAAGCGGGUAAGCCCUCCGAUUUGAUCCUCACCCGACUCUUGGUGCCGCCCCUGUGUAUCAGACCCUCCGUGGUGAGUGACUUGAAGUCAGGCACCAAUGAAGAUGAUCUGACGAUGAAGUUGACAGAAAUCAUCUUCCUGAAUGAUGUCAUUAAGAAGCAUCGGAUCUCGGGUGCCAAGACGCAGAUGAUCAUGGAGGACUGGGACUUCCUGCAGCUGCAGUGUGCGCUCUACAUCAACAGCGAGCUCUCAGGCAUCCCGCUCAACAUGGCUCCCAAGAAGUGGACCCGGGGCUUUGUCCAGCGCCUCAAGGGCAAGCAAGGUCGGUUUAGAGGCAAUCUCUCCGGAAAGAGAGUGGAUUUUUCUGGCAGAACUGUCAUCUCACCUGACCCCAACCUCCGGAUUGAUGAAGUAGCUGUUCCGGUUCAUGUGGCCAAAAUUCUAACUUUUCCUGAGAAGGUGAAUAAAGCUAACAUUCAUUUUUUGAGGAAAUUGGUUCAGAAUGGCCCUGAAGUUCACCCAGGAGCUAAUUUCAUUCAGCAGAGGCAUAUGCACAUGAAAAGGUUUCUGAAAUACGGGAAUCGAGAGAAGAUGGCCCAGGAGCUCAAGUACGGCGACAUCGUGGAGAGACACCUGAUAGAUGGAGACGUGGUGCUCUUCAACCGGCAGCCCUCGCUGCACAAGCUGAGCAUCAUGGCACACCUGGCCAGGGUCAAGCCCCACCGGACCUUCCGGUUCAACGAGUGUGUGUGCACACCCUACAACGCGGACUUCGAUGGUGAUGAGAUGAACCUGCAUCUUCCCCAGACGGAGGAGGCGAAAGCAGAGGCCCUUGUCCUGAUGGGGACUAAAGCGAAUCUUGUCACCCCAAGGAAUGGUGAGCCCCUGAUUGCUGCUAUUCAGGAUUUCCUAACAGGUGCCUAUCUCCUCACUCUCAAAGACACGUUCUUUGAUCGGGCCAAGGCUUGCCAGAUCAUUGCCUCCAUACUGGUUGGCAAGGAUGAGAAAAUCAAAGUCCGCCUCCCACCCCCUACAAUACUGAAGCCUGUCACUCUGUGGACUGGCAAACAGAUCUUCAGUGUCAUCCUAAGGCCUAGUGACGACAGCCAAGUGAGAGCCAAUCUGCGGACCAAGGGCAAGCAGUACUGUGGCAAAGGGGAAGACCUGUGUGUCAACGACUCCUAUGUCACCAUCCAGAACAGCGAGUUGAUGAGUGGCAGCAUGGACAAAGGGACCUUGGGAUCUGGCUCCAAGAACAACAUCUUCUACAUCUUGCUGCGCGACUGGGGGCAGAAUGAAGCCGCUGAUGCCAUGUCACGCCUGGCCAGGCUGGCUCCUGUGUACCUGUCAAACCGCGGCUUCUCCAUUGGGAUUGGUGAUGUCACCCCUGGCCAAGGACUGCUGAAAGCCAAGUACGAGUUGCUGAACGCUGGCUACAAGAAGUGUGAUGAGUACAUCGAGGCCCUGAACACAGGCAAGCUGCAGCAGCAGCCUGGCUGCACAGCUGAGGAAACCCUGGAGGCGCUGAUCCUGAAGGAGCUGUCUGUGAUCCGUGACCAUGCCGGCAGCGCCUGCCUCCGGGAGCUGGACAAGAGCAACAGCCCCCUCACCAUGGCUCUCUGUGGCUCCAAAGGUUCUUUCAUUAACAUCUCACAGAUGAUCGCCUGUGUGGGACAGCAAGCCAUCAGCGGCUCCCGAGUGCCGGAUGGCUUCGAGAACAGGUCCUUGCCUCACUUUGAGAAACAUUCAAAGCUUCCAGCUGCCAAGGGCUUUGUGGCUAAUAGCUUUUACUCGGGCUUAACUCCCACCGAGUUCUUCUUCCACACGAUGGCCGGUCGGGAAGGUCUGGUUGACACAGCGGUCAAGACAGCCGAGACGGGUUACAUGCAGAGAAGGCUCGUGAAAUCCCUUGAAGACCUGUGCUCUCAGUAUGAUUUGACAGUUCGAAGCUCUACCGGUGAUAUCAUCCAGUUUAUUUACGGGGGAGAUGGCUUGGACCCUGCAGCUAUGGAAGGAAAAGACGAACCUUUGGAGUUUAAAAGGGUCCUGGACAACAUCAGAGCAGUCUUCCCGUGUCAGAAAGAGCCUGCUCUCAGCAAAAAGGAACUGAUCCUGACCACUGAAUCCAUCCUGAAGAAAAGCGAGUUCCUCUGCUGCCAGGACAGCUUCCUGCAGGAAAUCAAGAAAUUCAUUAAUGGGGUUUCUGAGAGGAUCAAGAAAACCAGAGAUAAAUACGGCAUCAAUGAUAAUGGCACGACCGAGCCCCGCGUGCUGUACCAGUUGGAUCGCAUCACCCCCACCCAAAUAGAGAAGUUUCUGGACACCUGUCGGGACAAGUACAUGAGAGCACAGAUGGAGCCGGGGUCUGCUGUGGGUGCACUUUGUGCCCAGAGCAUUGGCGAACCGGGCACCCAGAUGACGCUGAAGACUUUCCACUUUGCGGGCGUGGCCUCCAUGAACAUCACCCUGGGCGUCCCCCGUAUCAAAGAGAUCAUCAAUGCCUCCAAAGCCAUCAGCACUCCAAUUAUCACAGCGCAGCUAGACAAGGAUGACGAUGCGGACUACGCUCGCCUCGUGAAAGGGAGAAUCGAGAAAACCCUCUUGGGGGAGAUUUCAGAGUACAUCGAAGAAGUAUUUCUUCCUGAUGACUGCUUCAUUCUGGUCAAGCUCUCCCUGGAGAGGAUCAGGCUUCUCAGACUGGAAGUGAAUGCUGAGACUGUACGCUACUCUAUCUGCACAUCCAAGCUGCGUGUGAAGCCGGGUGAUGUGGCUGUUCAUGGCGAGGCCGUGGUGUGUGUCACCCCCAGAGAGAACAGCAAAAGCUCCAUGUACUACGUGCUACAGUUCCUCAAGGAGGAUCUCCCCAAGGUGGUGGUGCAGGGCAUCCCAGAAGUGUCCAGAGCUGUCAUCCACAUUGAUGAGCAGAGCGGGAAGGAAAAGUACAAACUCCUGGUGGAAGGCGAUAACCUGCGGGCAGUCAUGGCCACCCACGGUGUGCGAGGCACCCAAACCACCUCCAACAACACCUAUGAGGUGGAGAAGACUCUGGGCAUCGAGGCAGCCCGGACCACCAUCAUCAACGAAAUCCAGUAUACGAUGGUCAACCAUGGCAUGAGCAUCGACAGGAGGCAUGUGAUGCUGCUGUCUGACCUGAUGACCUACAAGGGCGAGGUCCUGGGCAUCACCCGCUUUGGCCUGGCCAAGAUGAAGGAGAGUGUGCUGAUGCUGGCUUCCUUCGAGAAGACAGCUGACCAUCUCUUCGAUGCCGCCUACUUCGGGCAGAAGGACUCCGUGUGUGGGGUGUCCGAGUGCAUCAUCAUGGGAAUCCCGAUGAACAUUGGCACAGGCCUCUUCAAGCUGCUCCACAAGGCCAACAGGGACCCAAACCCUCCCAAGAGGCCUUUGAUCUUCGACACAAAUGAAUUCCACAUCCCCCUUGUCACAUAGUCCCAUUUGCAGCCUCAGCACCUUGCCCUGUCUGCAGCUGCCUUGGAGAGCUCUAUGUCCCCUGGGAUAGAGGCCCUGGUGCCCCCGUCUGUGCCAGAGCUGAGAAAAGGUUCCUGCAUCCCCAACAGCAGCUCUUCUGAUGCGCAACAGCUCACACCGGUGCACCUGCCUACCCCACACUGCUUGGGGGAACUGAGGGUUUUAUUUGAAACUCACUAGAGAUGUCUCUGCUCUACCUUCCCACCUCACCUCCCUAAACCGGAAGGAGACCCCAGGUGGGCGUCACUGCAUAUCCAUCCAUCAACUCCCAAUGGAGUCUUCAUGCCUGACCACGAGCCAGAUCUGAGUCCCACACAGCCCAAGGUACAUUCUUAGUCGUUCAUUUCCUGGACUUUCACUACAUGACAUGCUCCUGGAAACACUGUUACUGUUGGUUUUUUGUUCCAUUGGAAGGAGUUAGAAUUACUUUUGAAACCAAGAAGCUACAGAAACUGAGAAACCCAAAACAGAAGCUCCAGGGGAAAAACUGAUCAAGCAGAUUGAACCAUCUAGAAUUCAUAACCAAGCUGAGCCUGUACGGAGUCCUGGGCUGCACUGAAACAUGGAUGCCUCCAACUCCCCUGCUGUGUUCCUCUACCUCUGAUCCUUGCGACAAACCAGACCAUGCUUUCUGACCA